UAAAAACAGAAUUGGGACCAGAGGUACCGAAGUCGGACACACAGGCGACAGCGGGAGGUAACACUCAUCGAGUGGCGAAAGCUCAAUUCGUUUCUUACUACAGCGGGGCAUUUUGUUCUCCGGUUAAACGAGAAGAGGCAUUUUCUUUUGAUCUUCGUCUUUCGAAGUCACGGUAACGAAUUUCGGAUUAGUCUGCAGCGGUACACGCCCGAACCUGUCGGUGAUCUAACAGCUUCCCAGAAUGGAGGCGGCCAGCGGCGUGGCGAGCCGGGUCAACACCCCGGAGGAGUCCGAGGAAACGCCCCUCGAGGAGAACCUGUCGGCCAUCAUCGGGCGCACGGGCUUUUUCCAUCGCGCCCUGUUCUCGUACGAGAUGGUCGCCAUGGUGUGCCUCACGCUGCACAACAUCGUGCAUAGCGCGAGCGCCUCUGACGCGGACCACUGGUGCCGGCUGCCCGACCCGCCCGCGAACACGACGCUCGAGGAGUGGAGGGACGCGAACAUCCCCAGGGAAGAGAACGGUACUAUGAGCCGUUGCCUCGUGUACUCGGUGCCUGUCGGCGAACGCCCGGACGAAAAUGUGACGCGCGUAGCCGUGCCAUGCUCAGCCAGGGUGUUCAAUGUCUCCGCCAACGUAAAACUGUCCAUUAUAAAGCAGUGGGACCUUACCUGCGAGCGCAAGUGGAUGGCCUCUGCGUGCGAGACUGUCUACACAAUAGGCUCCAUCAUAGGACUCAUGUUAUCCGGUCUUUCUGCAGACAGGAUCGGCCGGAAGCCAACGAUCUGCUUUUCGGCCGUGGUACUCGAGGUGGUCGGCAUCUCGCUGAGCAGCGUGGGCAGCGUGUUCCUCUUCACGUGCCACCGUUUCUUGGUGGCGGCCGCCACCCACGCGAUCGUCUACACACAGUACAUCAUGCUGGUCGAGGUGGUGGCGACACAGUGGCGGGCCAUGUACAUGACGUUCGUCAUCUACGGCUACCUCAUUGGCUUCGUCAUCAAAGUCUUCACGCUCGGCGACGACAUAGACUGGCGGAACCAACAGCUCAUCAUCAUGUUGCCCACGACGGCCCUGCUCUGCGGAUUCUUCUUGCUGCCAGAGUCGCCUCGGUGGUCGCUCACAAACCUGCGCGUGGAGGAGGCUGUGCGUGCGGUCGCCUACAUUCUCCGCUGCAACCGGGCAACGCCCGACGCCAUCAAAGCUGUCAUCAGGAAGCUCAGGCUGGAGCCACUGCAGACGCUGCACCGUAGGAUGUCCGCCAAUGAGGAUGCCUCGCAGUACCUAAGCCACCGCAGGACACAGGCACGUGAGCUUGUGUCUCCAGAGAAGAACGUGUGGGAGCUUCUGGUGAUUCUAAUCACCCAGUACCAGUUCUCCAGCCUCACUAUCAGUUUUUGCUGGUUCGCCUGCUCCAUCUCGUUCUAUGGCCUCGCUCUCGAUAUCAAAAUGGGGUCCAUCGACAGUUGGUUCCAGUUCGCGCUAGUGGCCGUGUCGCCCAUGGCCACCUAUGUCUUGGUCGUGUGGCUGGGUCGGAGAGACGUCCUCGCGGUGUCGCUGUACAUCGUCUGCAUUUCCUGCAUCGCCGCCGCAUUCCUGCCCAGAGGUAGCACCAGCGUCCGUUUCGUGAGCCUGUCGAGCGCGUGGUUCUUCUCCAACAUUGCCUACACGGUGCUGUUUGUGUACGCCACCGAGAUCUACCCGACCGUCGUGCGAGCUCUGAGCUUCAACUUCGGCGCUGGCCUCGGCAGGAUCGGGACCAUCAUUGCGCCUUACAUCUACCACGGAGCGGUCAGAGGAGGAAGCGGUUCAAAGUUUGACUCCUACCUGCUUCUUGCGUUCACCUGCGGUCUGAGCGGCUUCUUGGUGGGAAAGUUGCCGGAUACCAAGGAAGUGCACCUGCCCGAGAUGAUCAAGCCCGAAGAGAACCUUUUCGACUUUUCCCCACUUCGACAGCACGCUAGCAGGUCGCGUGGAGGCCUGGGCCUUCAGGACACAAGUUCCAACGCCUCGCUGCUCGUGCCAGCACUUCUCAAGGUAUCUACCAGCAAGCCGACUUCUCCAAUCGCCAGGACGCCAGACCAAAAGUACUCGAGUCGGGUCGUGUCAAAAGCGGCACACCACGGCUCGACCCACCGCCAACGUUCAGUCGAGCCGGCGCCGAAGAAGCUUGCUAGAGCACGUGCGGGUGUUGUGACCGUGGCUCGGCCUUCCGGACGGGAGCUUUCCGUCUCCGAACGGGUUGCUGGAGGUGCCACACAAUCCGCAUCAGCGGGCGCCUCGGCAGCAACCGAAGACGGGAAACCCGCGGAACAACUCGCCGAUGACGCCGAACGGAAACGAGCGUCGCGUGCGACCUCUACCGACGAGGGCUUCGGGGAAGACCGGCCCAACGCAGGGUCACCGAAACGACAGGAAGUGGUUUCUCCUUCGGGGACCAGUGUCGACGCUGAGCCGUCGCCCUCCGAAAGUUCGGGGCAGUGCCGUUCGCCGUCAACUACCGUGGUGGGUCCUGGCGCCACCUCACAUCCCAAGGAGGGUCCUCACCUCGGGCUCCCCGAACCGCCAUCGUCAACGUCGCCUGUCGCCGCAGCAUCGACCGCCGUUGUCAAGGAGGCGAUGGAACGUGGGUCAGCCACGCCGCACCAUCCCUCGGCGCUGAGGGACUCCAUUCCGGCCGAGGUCGUUUCUCCUACGCUUCGCAGAGCGGACGCUCAGACGCGGAGCCCCCCGCGAGCCGUGGCCACAAGACCCUCCGGCGGUGUCCCUCGCUACUCCUCGCCCUCGCCAUCGCCUCGCGCGAGGCGUCACAACUCGCCCCCAACAACGCCGAACUUGGGCGUCGGCGGCGUGGCGUCGAGUGCGGAAGCCCCACAGGCUCCCGAGCGUCCGGGAGAACGAGACGAAGUCGGUGCUCGUGCGGUGCAGGCGACGUCGCUACGUGCGGUCGCGCCUGAGAAAAAGGCCGGUACACUGCGGUCGCCGCGGCGUUCGGUGGAAGGUGCAGGGAGCAGUGCGUCGGCGAGGUCAGAGAACAUCGACGGAAGGCGGGCUUCGCCACUCAGAAGAGACGCAAAGGACGUUGCCAGCCCGAAGAUGAAGAGGAACAAGCUCUUUAAGCACCGCCAGCCACGUGCAGAUCGUGUUAAAGACCAUCGCUAAAAAAUUUAAUUGCGCGCUUUUCGUGUUCAUUUUUGUUGGAUAAUACUCCUCCUGUGCAGACUGCGUGGUUGAGAACUUCCAGCUCGUACGCCUGGUGCGCAACUCGCACUUCGUAUUUAUGACUUGAACCUUCAGGGAACGAGUGGGAGUAUUUCGCCACGUGGUGGAGCAGAAAUUCCUUUUUCGUUGCUUUCUUUGUUGCUUCCAUCGGAAGUAAGGUAUCAACAGGUAAAAACAAUUGGCGAACUGCUGAGUGCCUCUGAAUUGCAGAACGAUGACGCUAGAUAUUCCUUAAGCGUAUUUGACCCUUACGUUCUGUAGUUCUUGGCCGCCUUGUCGCCAAUUAACGAUUUCAUAAUUCUGGCGGACUGAAUUGCGUCGUUUUAAUACUGUACUUGCCAUUAUACUGAAGCGAAUUGUGUUGGUGUUCUAUGCCCAACGCUUUCUCGCGUGCUACACUUGUUGCAAAGCUUUCAUAAGUAAUAUAAAACGUUCAUUGUGAUCAUGCUAGCUGAACGCAAAGCUAGCGAUUUGUU
This is a messenger RNA of Dermacentor andersoni, 3693 nucleotides long. RefSeq names its product solute carrier family 22 member 6-B-like. The record is from RefSeq and is a predicted model, not a curated record. Gene Ontology annotation, molecular function: calcium ion binding; transmembrane transporter activity. Gene Ontology annotation, biological process: transmembrane transport. Gene Ontology annotation, cellular component: membrane. Lineage: Eukaryota; Metazoa; Arthropoda; Arachnida; Ixodida; Ixodidae.